AGCCUCCCAGCAGGGACAAACCCUUCAAGUGCUUGGAAUGUGGGAAGAGCUUCAGGACCAGCGGCAACCUCCGCAGCCACCAGCGCAUGCACACCGGGGAACGGCCCUACACGUGUGGGGAAUGUGGAAAGAGCUUCACUGAGAGCUCCAGCCUCCACAUCCACCAGCGCAUCCACACCGGGGAGAGGCCCUACUCGUGUGGGGAGUGUGGGAAGAGCUUCACUAACAGCUCCCACCUCCACGUCCACCAGCGCUCCCACCUCCCCACCCACGCCGGGGAACGGCCCUACAAGUGCUGGCAAUGUGGGGCCAGGUUUCAGACCAGCUCAACUCUCCUUGAGCAUGAGCGGACACACACGGAUGAGAGGCCCUUCUGCUGCACCGACUGUGGGAAGGCCUUCAACCGGAAGUCCCACCUCGUCACCCACCAGCGCAUCCACAGCGAGGAAAGGCCCUUCAAGUGUGGGGAGUGUGGGAAGAGCUACACCCAGAAGUCUGGCUUGAUCAGACACCAACAGACCAGACACCAACAGACCCACCAGUAA
Neopelma chrysocephalum (saffron-crested tyrant-manakin) is the source of this 545-nucleotide messenger RNA. RefSeq names its product gastrula zinc finger protein XlCGF7.1-like. The transcript has 2 exons. Gene Ontology annotation, cellular component: nucleus. Lineage: Eukaryota; Metazoa; Chordata; Aves; Passeriformes; Pipridae. The record is from RefSeq and is a predicted model, not a curated record. The annotation marks the transcript as partial.